GCAUGCCCCGGAUAUUGCGCGGAUACACCAACAAGGUUACCAUUGAUGACUGAUGAGUGAUUUGACCGCUUAGAUCGCGACAAAAGGGCGCACGGCGCGCUAUGACGCAAAAUGCUAAACAUCGCGUACCUGAGUACCUUUACUAAACACAUUUUCUGAUCGAUAUGCUCGCGAAUGAGUAUUAUAUAUACCUUGUUGGCCACCGUCUCAAUCGUACUUGUCCAUCAGUGGUAUACAAGAACCAAACAAAAGCAUCUCCUGCUGCACCGACCCCAACCUCAAGUCUAUAAGUCUUCAAAACACUUUGAUACAUUCUAUACAUCAAUCAGCGCAAACCAAGCAAACAUACCAAACUCCUCGAAUAACUUCACUACCACAACAACCAUGCAAAUCAAGAAGUACAUCCCAGACUUCCUCCUUCCAACAGACGAGCCAGCCGCUCCCCCAAGGAUCUACGACAUUCCUCUGCGUCGGGAACUCUUCCACAAGUCCAAGCCAGGCAAUGAGUACACCAUCUCUGCUAGCCGGAAUGACUCUGUCGUCAGCGAGAGACGGGGAAGCAGCGCCGUGGCUGAAAGAAGGACGAGCUGGCAUCCUGGUAUGAUGUUUGGUCAUUAAACAACCAACAACUUUACCAACAGCAACAACAGCGUUGUUGAAGCAUUUGUUCGACUAUUGCAUGCUAGCGAGCGAUUUGUUUGGGAUCUCGACAUUGAGGAUUGAAAAGGACCCGUCUUUAGUGAUCGGAUAUAUACAUAA
Molecule: messenger RNA, 759 nt
Organism: Exophiala viscosa
Lineage: Eukaryota; Fungi; Ascomycota; Eurotiomycetes; Chaetothyriales; Herpotrichiellaceae
Exons: 1
Coding region: 175-618 (147 amino acids)
Source: RefSeq, a predicted model, not a curated record